UUUCCAUUGCGUGACCCUUUUUAGAGCACCGCGGAGGAGAAGCAGCUCCUGGGGAUAUUUUUCCUGCCUUUCUGCUCUUUCCUCUUGGCGCUCUUCUCCCUCCCUCCGUUUCCCAGGCCAACAGAGCCGGCCCCGGGCUGCACCUUUCCCUGGAGCCCAGCCCAUCCCAAACACUCGCGGCUCCUCCGGAAGCCUCCUGCCAGCUCUGCCCGCUCAAAGUCACCUUGUCCCAGCCCGCCGCGCUCCGGCCUCUCCCGGCAAAUCAUUAAUCGGCUCCUCGGCAUUCCCGCAUGGAAAAAUGCCCCAGCGGGCGCCCCCGGCCUGGCACUCGGACAUGCCGCUGCCCGGGAAGCUGCUGCUGUCGGCGGCCGCGCUGCUGCUCCUGUCCCUGGCCCUCAGGUUUUACAGGAACCGCUCCCCUCCCCCGGGAAAAAUCCCGCCGGGAGAGCAGCGGGAAAACCGGGAUGGGGAUGGGGAUGGGGAUGGGGGUGCGAGGAGGAGGAGGAGGGAUGCGGGGGACAAAUCUGGGAAUGGCCUCGGGAUGCGGCACGCGGCUCUCCAGGGGGAGAGGAGUUUUCCAAGGAGUGAGGAGGAGGAAGGAGAGGAGGUGGAUUCGGAGCUGGGGCUGAUUCCCAGGAAAGCCCCGCUUGGUGAGGCCAGGACGGAGAGGGAGUUGGGAAGGAAACUGGGAUGGAAGUUGGGAAUUAAAUCAGGAAAUGAAGCAGGGGUUGAGCUGGGGAGGGAUCCCGGGAGCAGGAUGGGAAGGGAGCUGGGAAAAGAGCCGGGAAGAGAGCUGGGAAGCAGGCUGGGAAUCAAGCUGGGAAAUAAUCCAGGAAGAAAGCCAGGAAGCAAAGUGGUAACGAAGCCAGGAAAUGAGCAGGCAAUCGAGCUGGGAAAUAAAUUGGGAAUUAAAUCAGGAAUCGAGCUGGGAAGUGAGCAGGGAGGCAAACCGGGAAGCAAGCUGGGAAGCAAGGCAGGAAUCAAGGUGGGAAGUGAACUGGGAACUGAGUCGGGAAUUUUGCUGGGAAGUGAUCUUGGAAGUAAGGCAGGAAUCGAGGUGGGAAGUGAGGCAGAAAUUCUGCUGGGAAGUGAGCUGGGAGGCAAGGCAGGAGCUGAGCUGGGAACUGGGCCAGGAAUUCCACUGGGAAGCGAGCUGGGAAUUCCGCUGGGAAGUGAGCUGGGCUCUCACGCUCCCGGGGCCGUGGCCGGAGCCCGGAGCAGCCCCGCGGAGAGGGACCCACCCUCCCCAAGCCCCGGGCGUUCCCCAGGCCAUGCCCGCACAGAGGGGGAUGGAUGUGCCCAGAGCACGGAGCGGGAUCCAGCUGGAGCCGGGAGGAGCCGGGAGGGCAGCACGGGGACAGUCCGGACCCUCAGCGUCACCUCCGGCCUGGGGCUGCUGCUGGCGGCGAGCGAGGCGGGCUCGGACACCUCCUACUGCUUCUCCUCGGUGGCCAAGAUCCGGGUGGAGGAGAACCUCAUCCCGGAGCGCCGGGACAGCGGCACGGACAGCCCGCCCGGGCCCGGCCUGCGGGGCAAAGUCUACGACUACUUCGUGCAGUCCAGCUCCGAGGCGGUGUCCAGGCGGGCGCCCCUGCCCUUCGUCCCUGCAGGGACGUCCCAGCGCCGCGGGGAGCGGGGCCAGGCAGGGCCGCACAGCUCCGGAACCCAGCGGGAGAACCCAGCUCGGGAAACUCCUGACCCCGACGCCUCCACAGCUCCACAGGAGGGCACGGAGAGCCCUCCCGAGCCACCUUCUCCCGGCUGGAAGGACAGCGCCCUCGGGAUCGCCCCCCAGCCCCCGCACGGGGCUCCUGAGCCGUGCCAAGCGCCAGCGCCCGGCCAGGUGCACCUGGGGAACUGCAGCGAGGUUCUGAGCCAGGCCAAGGCGCGGCAGCUGCGGGCGCUGCAGGACGCCGCGCUGCAGGUGAUGAGCCAGCACCUCCUGCAGGUGCUGCGCUCCCCGGACAUCUACGGCCGCCUCAACGCCGGCGAGCGGGAGCUGCUCCCGGCACUCCGGAGCCGCGGGCGGCCGCGCCUGGUGGUGGCCGAUGUCCCCCCGGCCGAGCCCGGCCACCGCCGCGGCCGCCUCUGCUACUACGACGAGGACGGGGACCGCUGGUGCCAGCUGUGCCAGCUGCCGGCUGAGGUGUCCGGGCGGGGCUGCGCCGUGUGCUCCAUGUUCAAUUACCUGUUCGUGGUGCCCGGCUGGGAGGGCGCGGGCCGGGAGCGGAGCCCCUCGCGCCGCGUGCUCUGCUACGACCCGCUGGGUGACAGCUGGUGCGACGUCUGUCCCCUGCGCCAGGCAAGGCCGCGCUGCCGGCUGGUGGCCCUGGACGGCCACCUCUACGCCAUUGGGGGCGAGUGCUUGGCCACCGUGGAGCGCUACGACCCGCGGCGGGACCGCUGGGCCUUCGCCGCCGCCCUGCCCCGCGACACCUUCGCCGUGGCCCACGCGGCCGCCGCGUGCGGCGGGGACAUCUUCGUCACCGGGGGCACCCUGCGCUCGCUGCUGCUGCGCUACGACGCCCGCGGGGACGCCUGGGCCGCCGGCCCGGCCGUGGGCGACAAGGACGGCACGGCCGAGCUGGUGGGCGCCCACGGGUUCCUGUACCGCUUCCAGGUGCGGCGCGGCGCCGGUGGCACCGAGGUGGCCGUGUCGCGGUGCAGCGCCAGCGCCGGGCUGUGGUACCGCUGCGCCGGCCGCCCCCUGCCCGAGCCGGCCGGGCUGCGCUGCGCCGCCCUGGGCGGCCUCGUCCACUGCCUGGGCCGCGGUUUCCACCUCCGCUUCCUGGCCGACCCCGUCGCGCCGCGCUUCGGGGCCAGGGAGCUGCGGCCCUUCCCCGCGCCCCACGGGAGCCUCCUGCCCGCCGUGCUGGUGCUGCCCGAGGGGGGCGCGGAGCCGCCGCGGCUCUGAGGGGAACCCAGGGAGAGGCGGCAGCCGCAGGAGGAGCCCCCAGCCCGAGCUGUGCAGCCCAAGCCUUCCAUGGACCUGGGCUGGAGAAAGGCAUCAAACCCUUGGAUUUGGCUUCUUCCCACUCCUCAGGCUGGAGAAAGGGCUCAAACCCUUGGAUUUGGCUUCUUCCCACUCCUCAGGCUGUAGGAAAGGAUUAAACCCUUGGAUUUGACCUCUUCCCACUGCUUGGGCUGGAGGAAGGGCUCAAACCCUCGGAUCCAGCCUCUUUCCACUCCUCAGGAUGGAGGAAGGGUUCAAACCCUUGGAUUUGGGUUCUUCCCACUCCUCAGGCUGGAGAAAGGGCUCAGACCCUUGGAUUUGGCCUCCUCAGGCUGGAGGAAGGGCUCAGGCCCUUGGACACUGCCAGGAAUGGCAGCCCGGAGGCUCCAGGAAGAGCCGGGAGGAGCCGGGCGGGCUCGUUUGCUCAGCGCAGAUUAAACAGGGCCGUGUUUGUUUGGGUGACAGCAAAUCCCGGAUCUCAGCGGGCUCCAGCUGUCCGGGAGCCCUUCGGGACCUCAUUCAGACCUGAUUUAGGGCCUGAUUUAGACCUGGCUUAGGCUCCAGGUGGUGAACGUUGACCCGGACAUGGAUGGGGUGGUUUAGGGUGGAGGUGCCACCAUGGCUUGGACACCUCCGUGCCCCAGUUUAGGGGCAGGGUUCGGGGCUGGCCUCGUUAUCUCUUAUCUCUUAUCUCGUUAUCUCUCACCUCCUCCUCCUCGGAGCGAGCUCUCUGUAUUUAAUUUCCGUGUAAAGCGGCGCCGGGGGUUUAGGCACAGCUGGGCCUAAAUUAAAGCGAACAUUCGGUGAAAUGAUGCCCGCGCCUCUUUUAAGCCGAGCCUAAUUGGAGGCGAGAGCGCGCUGCAUGUUCGACAUCGCUAAUUAGGCACGGCCGGCAGCUCCGGGGAGACGAGCAGGGAACAGCUCUGCAUCAUUCCCUUCUCCCGGCUUUUCUGGGAACAGCGCUCCUUCAUCCCCUUCUCCCAGUUUUUCUGGGAGCGAACAGUCUCCCCUUUCCCCAGAUUUUCUGAGAACAGCACUCUCUCAUCCCCUUUUCCCAGCUUUUCCCGGCUCAGACAUUCCCUCACUUCCUUUUCCCAGCUUUUCCAGGAACAGUGUUCCAUCUUUCCCUUUUCCCAGGUUUUCCAGGAGCAGAUGCUCCAUCAUCCCCUUUUCCCAGGUUUUCCCAGCUGAGACAUUCCCUCAUCCCGCUUUCCCAGGUUUUC
Prinia subflava (tawny-flanked prinia) is the source of this 4176-nucleotide messenger RNA. RefSeq names its product kelch domain containing 7A (gene KLHDC7A). Lineage: Eukaryota; Metazoa; Chordata; Aves; Passeriformes; Cisticolidae. The record is from RefSeq and is a predicted model, not a curated record. The coding region runs from base 299 to 2914 and encodes 871 amino acids. The transcript has a single exon. Gene Ontology annotation, molecular function: protein binding.